CACCAUCUUAUCUACUCACCACCAUGUCGUCAGAUGAACCGUCUUACCCUGCGGACUGGGAAGCACGUUGCACGGCCAGAAAGAUGGCUCAGUUGGAAUCGAUACCAUCCGAAUGGCUUAUCCAGGCACCCCCCGUGUCUCAAGUGAACGUCACAGACGUCCCACGCCAAUGUGGAUUGUUGACCGCUUUAGAAUUGGAAAUCACGGAAACAACAGAUGUUCCAGUCAUUCUUGACAACAUCCGGACUAGUCUGUGGACGUCUGUUCAAGUAACGACUGCAUUCUACAAGCGAGCCGUCAUUGCUCAGCAGUUGACAAACUGCUUGACGGAAAUAUUCGUUGAGCGUGCGCUAGCUCGUGCAAAAGAACUGGAUGAAUAUCUUGCCACAACCGGCCGCGUCGUCGGGCCGCUCCAUGGACUGCCCAUCUCCUUGAAAGACCAAUUCUCGAUGAAGGGUCUCGAAACAAUCAUGGGAUACGCGAAAUGGAUUGGGCGCGUCGCAGAUUCUGACUGCGUCCUUGUUGAAAUUCUGUACGAAUGUGGAGCAGUCCCCUUUGUCCGCACGAAUGUUCCCCAAACGCUUAUGUGGGGCGAGACGAUGAAUCACGUGUUUGGGCGCACCCUAAACCCGUACAAUCUAUCGUUUACCCCAGGCGGCUCGUCUGGGGGCGAGGGUGCUCUCGUCGCCAUGAGAGGGAGCCCACUCGGUGUGGGGACUGAUAUCGGAGGAUCUUUGCGCAUACCGAGUGCUUUCUGUGGACUUUAUACUCUGCGACCUUCUUAUGGACGGCUGCCGUAUUUUGGAGCCAUGAACACACUGGAGGGCCAAGAAUCCAUCUCAUCGGUGCUCGGCCCGAUGGCCAACUCGCUCUCCGGGGUUAAAGUUUUCACGAAGGCGCUUCUUGAUGCACAGCCUUGGCUCAAGGAUCCUCUUGUCGUCCGAAAGCCAUGGAGCGAAAGCGAGUAUCGGCUGGAAGGACACGGGGACGGCCAGCAGCUUUGUUUUGCAAUCAUGUGGGACAAUGGCGUCGUCAAACCCCAUCCACCUCUCCACAGAGCGAUGGGAAUCGUCAAACGCGCGCUCGAAGCUGCCGGGCACCGAGUGAUCGAUUGGGAACCACACCGUCAUCUCGAGAUAUAUAAGAAUGCGGAAAUCAUUUUCGCAGCAGACGGGGGACACGACUUCCGCGAGCAGUGCGAAGGGAGCGAGCCUUUGAUUCAGACGAUGAGUCCGAUCACAGACUCGCGCGAGAAGGCUCUAGACGAGCCAUUGAGCAAAGCUCUCGUUGGCACACCCUACCAUCGGACGGCUUAUGAGUUAUGGCAACUUCACAAGGAGAAACGAGAACUACGCAAGUCCCACCUCGACCACUGGCGUGCGACCGCGUCCAAGACGGGAACUGGCAGACCUGUCGAUGCCAUCAUCUCCCCUGCAGUCGCGUAUCCUGCCGUCCCUCACGGCCAGAACACGGAUUCGUUCUACACCACGUUGUGCAAUGCUCUCGAUUAUGCUUGCUCGGUCUUUCCUGUGACGUUCGUUGACCCAGAGCUCGAUGAUCCUCAUCCUCCUCACGAAUUCUACAACGAGGAGGAUGCCCACAUCUUCAAUCUCUAUGCGGCAGACAUGUUCCCAGGAUGUCCCAUUGGGUUGCAGCUGAUUGGAGGCACGCAAGAGGAGGAGGCUGUGAUUGCCAUGACGGAGAUUGUCGAUAAAGCUCUGCAGAAUCUGAAGUGAAACCGAGCAGAGAAACAAUAGUAUCACCCAAAUGUACUACUAGAUAUACAGUCGAACGCUGGACCCUUGCCUUUUUGAUACAAUGUGUAGAAAGAAAAGAGCAGUACAUAGCAAUGAAACAGGAAGACUAGAUCCCGUCUUCGUCGUGGGCAGCUGCCUCGGCAUCGGCUUCGAGCUGGGCGAUGUCCUCCAGUUGCGCGGCAAGAAGCGCAAGCUGGCCCUGCAGCUCGGCUCUCGCGUGUUCCGCCAGGGAAAGCGAGACGGAUUCGCUUUUGACAGGCGACAUCCGUCUGGCUGCCUCGUCUUCCAGACUGAACACGGCGCCGAAGUUGAUGGUCUGCAGGAUUUUUUCCGCGGCCUGGUAGGCCGAAUUUGGGGGGACCGAUGGCUUGGGAGGUGGUACUUCGGUUGGAGGGAUCGGUCGCGGAGGUUCUGUGGGCGCAGCUGCGGGCGUUGGUGCGGGUGUCGGCUGGCUCGCGGGAUACGGCGACACGGGUGGCGGAGCAGGCACAAAUGCUUGCGGGGAGGGUCGUGGGAUGGGAGUGAACGGACUGGCGCCGUUCGGCAUCCGUGCUUGUUUUUGCAUCACGAUCGGAGUCGCGUUAUGUGUUUGUGGACGGCGAGUCGCGCGGCGGGUGGAGGACUGGGACCGCUGAGGAUGACUAUCGAGAUCGUAAAAGAAAUGAGACGCACAUUCCCCCCUUCCCAGCUCGCGUUCAACCGAUACCUCCCACUAGCAUUCUUUUCAAACCGGCCCCUUCUAUACGCUUUUUGCAGUGCUUGACUGGCGGAUGGCCGGAAGUUCGCUUGAACCGGAUAUCGUGCGGAUAUCCAAUUGAAUAGAUCCUUCGGUGCCAUGCCUUCAGGAUCUGCAACAGUCGUUAGUCCCUCCACGAUCAUAUCCUCAUAGCUCGGGAGGUCUGUAUCUUCCGAUGCAGGUGCAGGCACAGGAAUAGAGGCAUCUUGCUGAUGCGGGGCGGCAAAGUACGGAUUAGGUGCAGGAUAACCUGGCGCAGAAAGGGGAGGAGGCAAUGGAUACGGGUGGUGAGCUGCACUGGACGGCCCAGCGGCAUAUGGAAAAGAAAAUGGGAGAUAUCCCGGUGGGAGAGGUUGGUGGUAAUAAGGUGUGUGUGGAUAUGCGGAUGCGGGCUGAGACGAGAAGUUGAAAGGUUGCAAGGACGAUGUAUUGGGGGUCGAUGGACCUGCAACCGGUGGUUUAUCUGGCGGCUUCCGUUCGGUGGAUGUUUGAGGAGACUGAUCAUCAGAUGCUGCCGUAGGAUGGGCUUCAUUGGUGGUCGAUGAAGCAGCUGGUGUUGACGAGGGAAUUUUAUUCGGCGCCUCUUCUGCUUUUGGUGGGUUCUGCAUGGAAGCAAGAACAGCUUUGAAAUCCGGCGGCCAGAUAUUCCUCUUCAGCGCCAUGGGCACAUGUAUAUCGAGAGCAAGGCAUAUCUCAAUGACCUGCUGAGGAGGGAGUAAGGCGAGAUACUGUCGUUUGAGACUGUGGUCUUCGGGAGGUGCAUUGUAAGGAAAAUGGAGCUGCCCAGAGGUGUCGGCAACCAUACGGUGCAGCACUGUGCUCAGAAGAGAAAGCAGGAAGCGAAACCCG
Messenger RNA from Mycena citricolor, 3342 nucleotides. The record is from the annotation of a GenBank genome assembly. Lineage: Eukaryota; Fungi; Basidiomycota; Agaricomycetes; Agaricales; Mycenaceae.